UUGAAUUCCGGGAUUAAAUACAAUCAUUUAUUAUUGAGAAAAUGAUAUCUUUAAAUGCCAAAACUGGUUCAAAUCUCCAAGGGAAUUAUUUAUUUAGGUUCAAUUUUUACUAACUGUUUUCAGUCUUAUCCAAAACCCCUCCUUUCAAAAUAUGAGCACAGAUUAUUAUACUGAAUAAGAUUUGCAAUAACAGCAUAGAAAUACACAAAAAUUGCGAUGAUUUACAGAAGUGCAAAAAGCAAAGGGUACGAAUAGAAUAGAGACCACCGCUUCGCAAAGGCGACCGAUCAUUAUUUUACUCACAUGGAAACGAACGACCGGUGCGAAAAUGGGUGGAUAACGAAAUUAAAAAUCGUUAACGACGUGCUGUUGCGUGUGUAGUAUGAAGCCCACGAGUGGGCUUGGUCUUAGGAACUCCUUUGUCGAUUUCUUACCGAAUUUCAUUGAUAAUUCUUUUAAAUGUUACUCGGUGAUUUCUUUAAAAAAAUGGCACAGCAAUGGGUAUUUGUUUGGAAGUUCAAUUGGGCUUUUUUCAGCAAUAUCUUUCUUUGGAAUCUCCUGUGUGUCGAACAAGCAAGCCUUCGAAACCCCAUUUUAACAAAAUGGGUAACGUGUUGAUGAAUAUCGCACUUUCAAACGUUUAACAAAAAUCCAUUUCAUGGCACCAGUAAUCAUAUCGUUUAUCUGGCUUCUGAUGUUUGAGCCUUAAACUCUUUAAAAACAAGCCGCUCUUUUGAAUUUUAUGCCGCCAUUUUUGGACUGUAGACUUCUUCCCCAUACAAAGUAUACCCAUAUUGCAUGGUUUCAGAGUCUAUAACUCCAUUAGGCAGCCGCCAUCUGAAAUUUAGAUCUGCCAUCUUGAAUUUUAGAUUGCCAUCUUGGAUGUUCUGGUCGCCAUUUUUGGACUGCGUUGUGCAAAUUGCAGUUACGUUGUGCAAAGUUUGACAUUCCAGUUGGCUGAAAUGGCCUACUUUUCACCGCUAAUGCAAGUGUGCCGAAAAGUACUACUUUUUGGCACUCUUAAGAAUGCUGAAAAGUUGCACUUUUUGACACUUUGGCCCGCGCGAACUUUUAACUUACUACCGGGCCUUCCGUAAAGUAAGCCUCUGUCUCUAUAUCUACUUAUCAGCUCGAAUCCAAAUCAGAAGAUUUAAUGUAGAGGCAGCUGCUGAAUCUGCUUUUGCCUUUUCCUGUGUACACCUGUUUGACAACUGGAGCUCGAUCUUUGGUGACAUAUAAGCUGCAUCCAUUUAUUACGUAACGCUAAAAUUGACAUUUUUUACCCCUUCUCCCCCCUCCGUAACGCUUUUUUGUUUGAAAAUCUUGGAAUUUUUGUAUGGACCGUAACGCUUGGCCAUACUACCCUCCCAUCCCCCCCAGAGCGUUCGUUAAGUAAUUUAUGGACGGCGCCAUAGUACUACACCACAGGCUACCUCAGUACUUCCCAAACUGUGCGCCGCGGCGCCCUGGUGCGCCGUGAGCAUUUUGCAGGUGCGCCGCAGGCUUUUGAGCCAAAAAAAGAAAAACAAUCAUAAUCAAUAUGGGAACGUCUUUUUGUUUGAUGAAACAUGGAAGUGUUGCUUCACGGCAUAUUUUACAAAUUUUUUCCCAUCCUUCAAAUAUUCUAUGGAGUUUCUGGUAUUUUUGAUUUUAUUUUUUCCAUUUUUUUAAAUUUUCGAAGCUAUGACAAUUGUUUUUGUUAAUAUUCUCAAACAGAUUAUUGGAUUCUCAAUACUUCAGUUGUCUUUUCGAUUCUACCGACAGCAUGUGAUGAAAAGUAAAUAUUUCAAAAAUCGGUUUUGAAGUUCUUUCAGUCUACCGGACUUUAUGUUGUCUCCUGUUUUUGGGACGACAUUUCUUACUAACGCCACCAUCACAUAAAACUGCAAAUUGUCGGUAUCGUGGAAUUAGGCACAUCCUAAAACUUAUUAUUUUUUAGAUCUUAAUGUUGGAAAACUAUAUAUCUUUUAAUCUCACUUAGACCAGUUCCAAAAUCCUUUGGAACGCGAGAAUCAGAUAUUUUUUUAUAAAUUGUCUGCAUCAAAGGCACUCCUUAAAAUAAUUAACUUUUUCAAUGGUCGCUCAUUUAGCAUUUUUUCUUAAAAAAAACUUGUUGACCCAAGAAACUGAAUGUCAUUUGCCUUUUGAGGAAAUAUGGUAAUGAAUAUUAUCAAAGUUGUUCUACUUAAAAUAAAGAAAAUUCUCUGUAAAUAAAUGCUGGUGCACCGCGACAUUUUCAAAAAUUUCAAAGGGCGCCGCGAUAGUAAAAAGUUUGAGAACCUCUACCUGAUCAAUCAAAAAACUACACUUACAAGCAUGGACGCUCGCACGUGGUUCCUCCUGAUACAUGUUUGUGUAGCUAGAAAAGAUCGUUUUAAAUGGGUACUUUUCGUAAUUACAACUCGUUGCAAAACUCGUGGUAUUUAUCCAGCUUGUCAAGCCUCGUUGGAUAAAUGUACGACCUGUGCUGAAAAACCAUUAUUUUGCAACUUGUUGCGUAAAUAACUACUUUGCAACCCGUUGCAUAAAUAACUAUUGUUAACUUUCCACUACAUUCAUUAGUAUAAUGUCAACCGUAUCUUUUAUCUCACAGAUUUGGUACCAUCUACCUAUUCCAUCAUUGGAGUCAAUACCGUUAACAGAUCAACCGUUCCGGUAUCACUCUGCAGCCAUAGGUAAUCCUUGCGCUGGUGGUGGGUACGCAAUCAUCAUCAUCAUCAUCAUCAUCAUCAUCAUCAUCAUCAUCAUCAUCAUCAUCAUCAUCAUCAUCAUCAUCAUCAUCAUCAUCAUCAAUGUAUAUGGUGAGGCAGAUGCGACACGCAAUAAGCACCAAAUGAUCUAUUCCAUAAGUGCUCUGUUUGGCGCAGAAAUGGGAAGCAAUUAAGGCCUGAGAGCGAUCAUCCGAUGAAAAUGCAAUUGAUGAGAUCUUUCCGAUUACCAUCCUAUCAUCUACCCAAAGCUAUCUGGAGAUGAUUUUGAGAUUGUCAACAAAAACUCGUGGAAAGGCUUGGCCAGAUGUGUGGAAAUGAGUGGGUUUAUACUAUCCACGAUUUAUGCAAGUGUUCGUUCUAUGCUGUGUUGUUAUGCUAUACUAUUUAGUAGGAAAACCCCGUCAACGAACUUUAGUAUUGCCAUCAAAGCGAAACCAUCAUGUAAAAUGCUUCACAUUUUGUCUCUCUCUCGUUUGCCGAACGGCAGAGAUUUGAUGAAUUUUGAACGCGAUAAGCUCGGGGCAAGGGGAUUCCCUUAUGGACAUGGCCCAGUCUAUGCGGCAAUAAUGCGAGUUACUUGCGAGAGCAUUACCAGUUCGUAGUUUGCUUUGGAUUUUGCUAGACACUCGUCUUGUUUCAGUCGAAAACAAAUGGGAAGAAUCGGUAUGCUGAGUGUUUUGUGGAUUUGGUCCAUCAUAGGAUUGGCAUCUGCAAGAGAGGAGGUCAACUGCUUGGAUGGCAAUAAAUGUACUGAUGUACAUGCAGUUGUUCAAGGACCGCAGGAUGUCGCUGCUGUUAUGCGUAGUCAUGCAAACUCAAGGAAAGUGGACUUUCAUGGAAAUAUAUUAUCGCAGUUUAUCGAUAGUUAUGCCCAAAGUCCCUGGGUUCGAUGGGAAAAGUUAAACCUUUCCUACAAUUUGCUCUAGGAUGAUUUCUUUGUAAAAUUGAAAAGCCCACAACUCAAAUUUGUCGAUAUUACGUAUAAUUUGUUAACAACUGUUACAGUACCCCCUUCAGUAGUAGAGUUCAUAGCCGAAAGAAAUAAUUUAACCAGUAUCACAAUCAAUUCGAGAAUAUUAGAAAGGUUAAUACUACCGAAAAACAAAUUGGACUCUUUAAGACAAUACAAAAAUCUACCGCGGUUGCAAGUGCUAGACUUGUCAUGUAAUCAACUGGAAAAACUUAACUUGGAUGAGCUUUCGGCAAUGCCGAGCCUUAUCUUUCUGAACAUGGCGAACAACCGAAUCCACAUUGUCGAAGGUAACCGGCAAUUGGCAUCACUGCAAUAUCUAGACUUGUCCAGUAAUUUACUGACAAUAGUCGAUGAGCCAUUCGCGAAUUUUCCAUCAAUCAAACACCUGUACCUUCAGAACAACAAAAUUGUCAUGUGGGUUAAAGGCACUCGCGUACCGGGAGACCUACAGACAAUUAACAUAGAAAACAAUGAUUGGGACUGUAAAAAUUUUGAAGAACUAAAACGAAAAAUCGCGAAUAAAAUGGUCCUAGGAUCAGAAAAUGUUGCUUGUACAAACGCAGAUUCUCCUUAUGUCGAUCGAGUGAUCAAGUUCCGGAAGCAGGAGUUCUAUGCCCUUAAGAUAGGAGCAGCGCAGCGAAACGUCCGUAUUUCGUGUAAAGAAUACAAGCCCAAUCCAUGCGACGGGGAUGACAACCGAAUCUAUGAAGUGGCCAGAUCGAAAAGUGUUGAAAGUUUUGCUAAGCAAAGCAUGCAGCAACUUCUGAGUGGAUUAUUACGUGAGCAGAAUUAUAUAAGUUUAAUUAAACAGCAAAUUGCAACAGAACAGCAGAAAUACAACCAGCUCGAAAGUGUUAACCUUGAUUUGGUGAAAUACAUCAAUGAUGAGUAUCAGUACGCACGACUCAGCGGCAAGAGCGAUCCAAUUACUCAGUUGAAUGAAAUAUUCGAACAUUAUGAGCGAGAGAACGCAAGAUGGAAGAAUGAAAUUAGAGCUGAGGAACGUAGAAAUGUGGACAAGUUAGAUGAAUUAUUCACAGUCGAGAAUGACAUAGAUGACUUGGGAAACCAGAAAAACCAAUUGCUCGAGGAGUUGGAUGAAUGCAACAGAACAUUGAUUGUUCUCCAAACCAUUCAAAUGAAUAAUGACUACGGCUGGACAUGAUGAAAAUCGAAAGGGCUUUGUUUUGCCUUGGAAAACAUCUCUCUGGCUUCUGGUGUGUAAUGUCGUUAAAAAAAAAUCUCUCUGGCGUGACCAACUAUCUGUACCAUGCAGAACAACAUAAUGACCAAACUUAGAUAAUAUGCUUAGUGUUCAGCAUUAAAUUAAUACCGUCGUUUUGUGUGAAACUGAUCACUUUUUAGCAGUAGCGCCAUCAAGUUAAAUGGAAUAAGUUAUGAAAUAAAAAUAAAAUAAAAAAGUUAUGAAAACAAAUCUAAUGAUGUAUACUAGAGAAACAUUCCAUUCGAUAAUAUUUAACAAAGCAAUUUGUUGAUCUUUCGCAAAAAAAUCUAUGUCAAGUCAGCUUCCAAAAAAUUGCUUCAAGAGAUUUUCGUGAUUUUUUUUAGAAAACUUUUGCAAUCUUUGGGAAAACUUUACACCAGUUAUUUGACAUUAGAGAAUAUUUUCUUCGUGAAUUAGGGAGCUACAAGAGCGAUUUCUCACGAGGACCCUGCAGAAUUUGUAGAUAAGUCUUAGGAACAGACUUACUGGAAGAAUAACGUACAAAUUUUACUGGAAUUUCCGGACGAAUUUCAGCUAGAAUACCAGUAAAAUUUUCCUGAGAAAUUUCUGGAAAAAAUGGUGUCGAUACGUCCUUUUUCAAUUCAAAUGAAAUGUUUAGCAGUAUUUAACUUAUAACUUAUGAAAAGGACGCAUAAAAAGCAAAUUUUCUUAUUUUAAAUCUUAUAACUCGAGAAUGAUUUGUUGAAUUGGAAUGAUAUCUUCGAAGAUGUAUUAGAAAAAAAAAUACACUGAGAGUAAUAUUAGUCGCAGAUCUAUGUUUAUUUAAAUUUUGCAAAAAUCGUUUUUUUUCAAUUAUUUUUCUGAUGAAGGCUAACUUCUAGCCGCAAUAUGUUCCAAGUAGCCCAGGGUAAUCAACUGCUUUUGACUAUUUUUUCUCAUUUUUUUAUUUUUCAUCCAUUUUUGAAACAAGCAAAAGGAAACGGCAGCAUAUUUAUUGCACCCAUAAGUGAAUUGAAACGCUCCAUAGAAAAUCAAAAAGCGCUACAUAAAGAAUGAACAUAUGUUCCAUGAAAAUGAGCAAUGUUACCCAUAAAUAAUUGAAAACGUUCCAUACUUUAUAAAAAAUGUACCGGUAAACAUAUUUUUUUUUUUCAAUAAAAGUGAUUUUUUGCACCAAUAAAUAAUACUGAAAUGCUCCAUAAUAAAAUACAAAUGCUCCAUAGAAAAAUACAAAUGCCUCAUAAAAAAUAAAAUUGUAACCAUAGAAAAUUGAAUAUUGCUCCAUAGAAAAAAAUAAAUUCUACCAUAAAAAAAUGAAAUUGCAUCAUAGAAAAUAGAUAAAUUCUCCAUAAACAUUACCAAACUGCACCAUAGAAAAUAUGAAUUACUCCAUGGAAAAUUGAAAACCCUCCAUAUAUAGCAUAUUUUCAUAAUUUAAUUCGACAGGUCUGAAUUGCUUUAUAUUGCACUGCUUUAGUAGUGCAAAUAUGUACUGAUUUAUCGACCGUAUUCUAUAAUUAACUUGAUGAUUUUGUGGCUAUAUCGGUCUCUUUCUACUCAUAAGUAUAAGGGAGUAGAGAUCAAAGUGGAUAAUGAAAUGAUAGAUAUGAUAGAAUUCGCUAGGUAGCGAACAAGUGUGAAAAUUUUAUAGAAGGUGAAAUUAGGCAAGUAGGCCAUGUAUUGAACGAAUACAUCGAAUGCGUGAAACUUCUGCCGUGCGACCUGUGCUUUUAAACAGAUCGGCUUGGUUGGUAGUUCAUACCACCUUACCAAGACUGGCAAAAGUUUCAGGCACCCGACUGCCUAUGUAUUGUUCUGUUUCAUCACAAAUUCUAUCGAUCCAACCAACCAAGCCGACCUGUUUAAAAGCACAGGUCGCACGGCAGAAGUUUCACGCAUUCGAUGUAUUCGUUCAAUACAUGGCCUAGUUGCCUAAUUUCACCUUCUAUAAAAUUUUCACACUUGUUCUCUACCUAGCGAAUUCUAUCAUAUCUAUCAUUUCAUUAUCCACUUUGAUCUCUACUCCCUUAUACUUAUGAGUAGAAAGAGACCGAUAUAGCCACAAAAUCAUCAAGUUAAGUAGUGCAAAUAUUUAAAGUUAUAGAGAAUUUUCAAUUUUUUAUGGAGCAAAUUGUAUUUUAUGUGAUGCAGUUUGAUAAUACUUAUGGAGCAUUUGUCUAUUUUCUAUGGUGCAAUUUCAAUAUUUUUUGGUGCAAUUUAAUUUUUCUAUGAAGCAAUGUUCAAUUUUCUAUGGGUACAAUUUUAUUUUUUAUGGAGCGUUUGCAUUUUUCUAUGGAGCAUUUGCAUUUUAUUAUGGAGCAUUUCAGUAUUAUUUAUUGGUGCAAAAUUUCACUUUUAAUGAGAAAAUUUUAAGUUUUACCGGUACAUUUUUUAUAAAGUGUGGAACGUUUUCAAUUAUUGUGCAUUCUUUAUGGAGCGCUUUUUGAAUCACUAUGGAGUAUUUGCAAUUUGUUAUAAUUGCAAUAACCUUUUGACAAAGGAAACAGGUUUUGAGAUUUUUGAUACAGAAAAUUGAUUGUAUGUGAAAUAUGCAAUUGUCUGCUACAUUCAACCAUGCUUAAAGUACAGCAACUAAAAAAAAUACAAGAAAAAAUGAACCUUGUUAUUUGAGACGGUUUGAAAUUUCGCAUAUCCGUUUCAAAUAUUUCUAGGUAAAAGCAGUAAAACAGUAGAAAAAGUCUCAAAUAGCAUUGGACAAAGUCCCUUACAUUUUUUAUUUUUUUCCGAUUUUUUGAAUUGUAAAUAUUAAUUAACACUGUUUGUAAAUAGUUAAAAGAAUUCGAUUAUCCUGGGCAGACGUUGUGGCUGCAAGUCAAUUUUUUACAUAGAAAUAAUAAAAAGGAAGGAAACAAUUUUAAAAAAUGAAAUCAUAUGACAUUUAACAUAGAAUCGCAAAGAAUAUCACUUCCAGUGCAUUUUUUUUUUCUGAAAAUCCUUCAAAUAUGUAUCCUCAAAUAUCUUCGAAGAUAUCAAACCGUUUUCGAGUUUUUGAAGAAGAAAGUUAGGUUUUUUUCGUACACUUUUUUCAAAAGUUAUGUAAGGAAAAAUUGUUAAGUUUUUAUGCAAAUGGUUAGCGAAAUCCAGUUCAUGAACAAAAGCUCAUCAAAGUUGGAAAAUAUUGAGACAAGGUGCGCCAGGCCAAAGUCUACGGUCCAGAUGAACUUAAAAUUAUAUUUUAUUUUAAUAACUUUAAAGUGUAUACGAGAAUAUUUUUUCAGUUAAAAUGUGAGAAGUGUAAGUCUAAAGUUUUACUUAAUAUCACGCAUAUUAUAAUUUUGUUCGGCAACUAUUGUAACAGGGGAUAAACAAAAUGAUCGGGACAGGGAAAAUUUUACUUCUAACUUUUUGAAAAGUGCAUCAAAAAAUCUCAAACUGUAAAGUUAAUCAACUAGUCAAAAGUUUUUUAAAGCUAGUCAUAUAAGUCAUGAAAGUUUCUCAAAAUUUCGUAGCAUUUAGUUCAUUGAAUCCCGAGUUAUAAAAGUUCAAAGUUGGCUAUCGGAUAAUUUUGCAUUUUUCUUGAAUCUUUCUAAUUUCGUCACGAAUAUCUCGAUCUUUCCCAAAAUUUUUAUCAUUUAUACACAACUAGUUGAUUAACUGACAGUAAAAAUUUUUGGAUUUUUUAUACACUUCAAAAAGUUACAGCUAUUUGACCAUUUAUAGAAAAGUGAAAAUUUUGCUUGUCGCGAUCAUUUUGUCUAUCACCUGCAUUUUGACCAUUGUGAAUUCUAAUGGGGUUUGUCCAGGAAUUUGUUUUAAUUCCUGUGGUAACUUGUAUGGAUUUUUAUCUUGCAAAAAGUUUUAGAUUUUUAUCUUGCAAUUUAUUCAUAAGAAGUUUUCUCGUUCAAGACUUAAAUGUUUGCAUUACAAACAUAGUCUACUGUAUUCUAUUCUGCAUCUGGAACACAAUGAACACAUUUUCAUUGCAAACAUUUAUGUUUUGAAGGAGGAAACUGCUUCUGAAAUUUUAAUGAUGACGUUGAUAUCAAUGACGACUUCUUCAAUCUUAACGAUUUCUUUCAAUUACUUGUGACAAUUACUUUGUGAUUUUUUUUCAAUAAUCCAUUUAAAUGUUUUUUCGCUACUCUAUCUGAUAAUUUUUCGAUGUUAAGAAAACUUGUCAGCAAUUCCUUUGGAACUCUUUCAUUGAUUUCGUAUGGAAUUUCAUUUGUAAUUCCUUCGAAUGUUGCUUCGGCGAUAUCUUUGAAGAAUCAUUUGGCAAAUCAACAAUUUUUUGUUUGGAAGUUUAAUUUGAUUUUUUUCAGAAAUGUUUUUAUUUUAAAUUGCUGUUUGUAGAACUUGCAAGUAAGUUUAUAUUCACAAAUAAAAAAUAUUAAAAAAAAACUUAAAGAACUCAUCGAUAAUUUAUUUGAAUUUUUGUUUUGUAAUUUCAUUGUUAACCCGCAAACACCCGGGACGAUCUACUUUUGGCAGAAAUGCAAUAUCUUCUUUGUUUUAAUACAUUUUACCCCGGAUUUUUUUUUUAUAGUCAAGGGGAAUAGUUGUGCUAAGAAAUGCAUGGUACCUCCCCCCUUUGCACCCUCACCCCUUUUGCGGG
Aedes albopictus (Asian tiger mosquito) is the source of this 9446-nucleotide messenger RNA. RefSeq lists its product as uncharacterized. NCBI's taxonomy places the organism in Eukaryota, Metazoa, Arthropoda, Insecta, Diptera, Culicidae. The coding region runs from base 3917 to 4849 and encodes 310 amino acids. Gene Ontology annotation, cellular component: extracellular matrix. The record is from RefSeq and is a predicted model, not a curated record. Gene Ontology annotation, molecular function: protein binding. The transcript is spliced from 2 exons.